Molecule: messenger RNA, 265 nt
Organism: Coregonus sp. 'balchen'
Lineage: Eukaryota; Metazoa; Chordata; Actinopteri; Salmoniformes; Salmonidae
Source: the annotation of a GenBank genome assembly
AUGUAUUACAAUGGUUCCAAUACCUGUAAGUUAACCGUUAACAAUGCCGACACUGGGGAACCUGGUAAUGUUACUUAUGGUAUUUCAGUCUAUAAUGUUAUUAUCCCUUUGAGGAGCCCCAAAUGGCACCUAUUGGUUGUGGGGUAAGAUGGCUUACUAUAGCCUUCCCCUGAACUGGGGAGGUAGUUGUACUGUUGGGUUUGUGGUGACUGCUAUGAGAACCGUUCCAAACAAUGACAAGAAUCUGAAGGCUCUGUUGGAAUGA